AUACUGCAGCAGACGUCCCCAUAGGAUCUUAACAGUGGUUUUGUGAUGUAGCAUUUUAAUCUACGGGACCAAGCUAUCCAUUUUUCCCAUGGAGAUAUUUAAAAAAUUACCUCUGACAUUAUGUUCUCUGUAUCUGUUCAUCUUUUAUUUCCCACAUGUGAAUGCAUCCAGGAGGCCGUGGACAACUGCUGAUAACAGCAGUGGGGCCGGGACGAGGAGAACCAGAGCUGUAAACAGGCCUAUUCCCAUCAACUGUAGGUUGGGGCCCUGGUCACAGUGGACACCCUGCAACGCCUGCACAGACAAAAAGUUUCGUUUCCGAUACCUGGAGAAACCGUCACAGUUUGGCGGCACAGAGUGUUUUGAGACUUUGUGGGAGCAUCUGACAUGUCCGACAGCAACUACAGAGUGUCUGGUGCCAGAUUACUGUGGAGAAGACUUCACCUGCAAAGAAACAGGGCGCUGCAUCAGUCAGUCUCUCCGCUGUAAUGGAGAGCCAGACUGUGAUGAUUUUUCUGAUGAAGACGAGUGUGAAGACUUCAACCGGAGAGACGACAAGUGCUCCACCCUCAUGCCAAUCCCUGGGGCUGAACGUGGCAUUCAGGGCUACAAUGCAUUGACAGACGACUUUGUGGAUCCUGUACUCGACCCAAAGUACUUUGGAGGAAAGUGUGAAUACGUCUACAAUGGUGAAUGGAGGAAAUUUGUCUAUGACUCAUUUUGCGAGAACCUGCACUACAACGAAGAUGAGAAGAACUACAGAAAGCCCUACAACUAUCAUGCUUACCGUUUUGUGGCUGAAGCUACAUCUGAGGGCUCUCAUGAAUACUACGAGGAUUUGGUCGGCCUGCUUGAGGCAAGGAAAAAAUCAAAAUCUUCCAAUGCUGGUGUUACAAUUGGGAUCUAUUAUGUGGAAGGAGGACUGAGAGGGAGUAAGGAAUCAGAAUUUCUCCAGAACUUAACACAGCACAAAAGCCAGGACCUCGGAUUCGUCAGACUUUUGUCCAAAGUACAAACAGCUCACUUCAAAAUGAGAACUAACAAACUGAUGCUUCAUGAUGACUUCUACGUCUCACUCAUGGAGCUUCCUGAGCAGUACAACUUUGGGAUGUACUCGCGCUUCUUCAACACGUUCGGCACUCAUUAUGUCACAGAGGGAACCAUGGGAGGAACCCUUGAAUAUGUUGUUGUUGUCAACAAAACAUCCAUGGCUGAAUCAAGGCUGACAGGUGACCAAGCUGGAAGAUGCUUUGGUGGUACCAUCGGUUUAAGUUAUCCCCUUGACACUUUGGGAACAGCAGGGCUGAAAGUGGGAGCAGAUUCAUGCAAUAAAAAAGGAAAAUUUAAUCAACAGCAGAGCUCUCGUUCAGUUGUGAUUGAAGACAUUGUAACUCUGGUGAAAGGUGGGAUCGUAGUCAGCAGCAGUGGCCUUUUGGCUAUCAGGAACCCUGACACCUACAAGAACUGGGGAGCAUCACUCAAGUACAACCCAACACUCAUUGAGUAUGAGACCCUGCCGAUUUAUGAGCUUGUCCGCCUCAGCACGGCUGCUAAUCAUGUAGGAGCAAGACUGGCCAACAUGCAGAGGGCUUGGGACGAGUACAUGCAGCAUUUCGACUCCUGUCGCUGCGCCCCCUGCAGGAACAAUGGAAUCACAAUACUCAAAGGAACAUCCUGUAACUGCAUCUGUAAGUCAGGCUACCAGGGAGAUGCCUGUGAAGAGACUCACAGAGCAGAUACCAGGACUGAUGGGUCAUGGUCAUGCUGGGGGGCAUGGUCAUCCUGUUCUUCAGGGAGGAAGACUCGGACAAGAACCUGUGAUAAUCCAGCGCCUGAUGGAGGUGGAAGAACCUGUUUGGGCUCCUCCUCUCAGAGUCAGCGUUGUUAAGGCCCUCAGUGCCGACUCAUCGCAAUCUACUAAGUGUUUUUACAUCCUUAACACUUUUGCUAAAAUUAAAGAAAUCACUGUUGUUCCUCAGGAUACACUACUGCAUGCUUCAAAAUCUGAAUAAAUGUGAACUGUGCAGAUGUUAAAAUUAUUUUGGCUUGUUGAUUGCUGUAUGUUGAUUGAUAGUCUAAUCUAAGGUUGUCUCAGUGCAACUGUAACUUUGAUAUACCUACAUAUACCAAUAUAUACCAUACCCAUUACACAUGUAAUGUCAGAACAACAUAAUACAUCACUUCCCUGGCAAAAAAAAUCACACUGUUGAUGUUAACUAUCAGCCACAAUAGAAAAAGUGCAUGCUGUUUAACUAUCCAUUAUGUGUGCCGCCUUUCAAGGGGCUGGAGCCAACAACCAGCCACAUUCUUACUCACACCUAUGGGCAAUUUAGAGUCACCAAUAUACCUAACGAAUAUGUCUUUGGACCAAGUGAAAAAGCUGGAAUAUCUGCAAAAAUCACACAUAUGUAUAGGGAGAAAAUGCAAACUCAAUACAGAAAGGCCCUGUAAAGUCAGGAUUCAAACCAGGAACCUUUAUGUUGUGAGGCAGCAGUGCCAAACACUGCACCAAUGUGCAGCCCCCCAUCAUGCUAAAAUAUUCUUCUUAAUAUAAUGGAUUGUAUACAAUGUAAAAAUAAACCUGCUUCCAUUAAAGGAAAUUAUCAGAGUUG
Molecule: messenger RNA, 2612 nt
Organism: Cheilinus undulatus (humphead wrasse)
Lineage: Eukaryota; Metazoa; Chordata; Actinopteri; Labriformes; Labridae
Gene: c8a
Product: complement component 8, alpha polypeptide
Exons: 11
Coding region: 89-1888 (599 amino acids)
Biological process (GO): immune response
Cellular component (GO): membrane attack complex
Molecular function (GO): protein binding
Source: RefSeq, a predicted model, not a curated record